Molecule: messenger RNA, 2580 nt
Organism: Cygnus atratus (black swan)
Lineage: Eukaryota; Metazoa; Chordata; Aves; Anseriformes; Anatidae
Gene: LHX6
Product: LIM homeobox 6
Exons: 10
Coding region: 10-1251 (413 amino acids)
Biological process (GO): forebrain neuron development; regulation of transcription by RNA polymerase II; neuron differentiation
Cellular component (GO): nucleus
Molecular function (GO): RNA polymerase II transcription regulatory region sequence-specific DNA binding; DNA-binding transcription factor activity, RNA polymerase II-specific
Source: RefSeq, a predicted model, not a curated record
GCCCGCCCCAUGCACCGGAGCCAUGAGGGCGGGCAGCCCCGGGGCCCGGGCCGCCGCGCCCCGGCCGGCGCCGAGGCGGGCAAGGCGGUUUAUAUAGGGUGCCCCGCGCUCGCCCGGCGCAUGGAGCCGCAGCCUCCCUCUCCCGCUCUCUCCCGCAAGGUGAUGCCGCCGGAGCCGCUGCCCAAGGGGAGCGCCCGCUGCCUCGACCCGCACGCCCGCGCCAUGUCGCAGCCCGACGGGGAGCCGCUGCCCGGCGCCCUGGAGAAGGAGGACGCCCGCUCGGCGCCCAGCACCCCGUCCACGCCGUCCGUCUGCUCGCCGCCGUCCUCCUCCUCCUCGUCUACGCCGUCGGCCGGCAAGAACGUGUGCUCCAGCUGCGGGCUGGAGAUCCUCGACCGGUACCUGCUCAAGGUGAACAACCUCAUCUGGCACGUCCGCUGCCUCGAGUGCUCCGUGUGCCGCACCUCGCUGCGGCAGCAGCACAGCUGCUACAUCAAGAACAAGGAGAUCUUCUGCAAGAUGGACUACUUCAGCCGGUUUGGUACCAAGUGCGCCCGCUGCGGCAGGCAGAUCUACGCCAGCGACUGGGUGCGGCGGGCGCGGGGCAACGCCUACCACCUCGCCUGCUUCGCCUGCUUCUCCUGCAAGCGGCAGCUCUCCACCGGCGAGGAGUUCGGCUUGGUGGAGGAGAAGGUGCUGUGCCGGAUCCACUACGACACCAUGAUCGAGAACCUCAAGCGAGCGGCGGAAAACGGCAACGGGAUCACGCUGGAGGGGGCCGUGCCCUCGGAGCAGGACAGCCAGCCGAAGCCGGCCAAGAGGGCCCGCACCUCCUUCACCGCCGAGCAGCUGCAGGUCAUGCAGGCACAGUUUGCUCAGGACAACAACCCCGACGCACAAACGCUUCAGAAACUCGCAGACAUGACGGGGCUGAGUCGGAGAGUCAUUCAGGUUUGGUUUCAAAACUGCAGAGCCCGCCAUAAAAAACACACGCCCCAGCACACGGUGCCGCCCUCGGGGGCUCCCCCGUCCCGCAUCCCCUCCUCGCUCCCCGAGGACAUCCACUACUCGCCCUUCAGCAGCCCGGAGCGGGCCCGGAUGGUGACGCUGCACGGAUACAUAGAGAGUCAGGUACAGUGUGGACAAGUGCACUGUAGACUUCCCUACACUGCUCCACCAGUGCACCUCAAAGCAGACAUGGAAGGACCACUAUCUAAUAGGGGUGAGAAGGUCAUCCUCUUUCAGUACUGACUGCGCGAGCUCUUCCUCAUCUGCCCAUGGCGCUACCAGCACCACUGCCCCUCAGUCGCUGAAACAGCGUCCAGCCCGAGGCAACUGUUCUCAGUCAUGCAGGAGAAACUCAGAUCCAGCACUCUCAGUUGUUCCCAUUGACCAGCAUCUAACAUCCACUAUUAUUUCUCCAGCAACACUCUGUGUAUGUGUGUGUCGAGUGCAGAGUUACAUUUUUCACUUGUUUCUUGUGGACUUGUAGAAUGACAGUGAGUCUCUCCAAGGCAAUGCCAGACACAGCCAAAAUUAGUGACUCUGCUGUGCUUACAAAUCCUGCUCCCCAGUCACAGGAAUAUGAACAGAUCAGUUCACGCUGAGUCACAGGGGGUUCGAUGAUCACCUAUGAAUAUAAAGAAAGGAGGAAUUUACGUGGUUUGGCCUGAUUCUCUUUUUGCACCAGUGAAGCAGUGUUGGUUCCCGGACGUCCCUCCUUAUUUACACUUGCAUGUGUGAAAUCUGAAAUGGGCUCUUUGGCUCAGCAACUCAAUAUACACACAGGACUCCUGAGCCAAAGCCACAGGUAGCUGUGGCUCCACUAAGUGGAAAACAUGAUGCCAGCUGGAAAUAGGCAGUUUUCCUUCCUCCUCAAAGUGCUUUAGAAUCACAUGUCCUUUGAUCACUCUGUAAGGUAAGUAAACCUUAGUGUUUCCCCCCCUCAUUUUGUAGGAGGGGAAAUGGAGAUGUCCUAAACCGAAAGGAGUGGUGGGGGUUGGUGGCAAAGCCAGGUUUAGCACUCUGAAGGUUUUGAUUGCUGACUUGUUCUCAGAGCACUGAAUAUCUCCCUCCUCUCACAGCCAUCUGCCAAAUCUUUUAUUAUUGUUUUUAUUAUUAGUCUCGUUUUUUAUUAACAAGCUAGUUUAUUUCUGUGGAGUCACGUUGGAUCACAAAUGGGUGUACCUACACAGAACUUAGACACUCCAUACACUGGGACUGGGGAAUCCUUAAAGGAAGCUGAUUGUAAAUGCGUAGAAAAGUUUUGCCCUGGUACAGACCCCAGGAGAGGGACCCAGCGCCGUGCCCAGUGCUCACUGAGGGCAGCAGGGGAGGAACCCGGGAGCAGUCAGGGAAGUGCAACUGGCGGUAAGGCCGGCAGGAGCGGUCCCCGGCCGAGCGGCAGCAAGGUGACGGCGUAUUCCUUUGUCUGGCAGCAUCCGAUUACCUCUGCCCUUGCGUUGUUCCCCCUUCCCGGAGCAUGACUGUUGCUUCUGCCACGACUGGGAUGGAGGCACAGCCCCAGCCGGCUGCUUGCAGAGGAGCAGGCGAUGCGGGGCUCACCCUCAGAGGCAGUCU